AUGCAAAUAAUGGAUAUUCCUUUAGGGUUGGAUGUAUAUCUGCCACUCAAAGACCUUAUCAUGCUUAACUGUUAUUCAUUGGUCAAGACUUUUUUUCAGAAGAAUGUGGUUGUUUAA
Messenger RNA from Phytomonas sp. EM1, 117 nucleotides. NCBI's taxonomy places the organism in Eukaryota, Euglenozoa, Kinetoplastea, Trypanosomatida, Trypanosomatidae. The record is from the annotation of a GenBank genome assembly.